Molecule: messenger RNA, 463 nt
Organism: Porites lobata
Lineage: Eukaryota; Metazoa; Cnidaria; Anthozoa; Scleractinia; Poritidae
Source: the annotation of a GenBank genome assembly
AUGUCCCUACUUGGUCAUGAUUAUGUCAUAUUUUUUCCAGGUAAGAUGAUGUCAGGGUUUAUUUUUUACCUGCCAGUUUUUUCUAUUGUUUCAAAACACAUAAAAUGGUCAUUCCUUACCAAGCAAAUCAUUCUCGAGAUUCAGUAGUAUAAACAAGAUGGUUUCAAACAUUCACGUUGAUUCGAGACGUGGGCGUUUAUUGACUAUUGAUGAAGUGGAACAAGUUCAGCGGCAAAGUAUAGCUGGUCUUAUCGGUCAUACCUUCCAACUUACUUACGCCAAUAUGGUUGACAAACUAAUUCAAGAAGAAAAGUUGAAUCGCUGUCACGGCUGUGCUAUUCAGCACACAAGUCAAAGACAAUAUUCGUGUGUUAUGAUGGAUAAAGAGGAUUCUUGGUUGUACUACCGAGAAGAUGUGGUUGAAAAAAUCGAUCUGAAUGCUGUUCUAAACAAUGCUGAAAGU